This is a messenger RNA of Camellia sinensis, 1854 nucleotides long. Its product is annotated as alpha/beta-Hydrolases superfamily protein. The record is from RefSeq and is a predicted model, not a curated record. NCBI's taxonomy places the organism in Eukaryota, Viridiplantae, Streptophyta, Magnoliopsida, Ericales, Theaceae.
CUUUUGAACUUUUCAUUUCUCUAAAAAUUCCUCCAUCCAUUCCUUUACAACCCAUAUAUGCUAUAAUAUAUAUUUCCAAAAUCAUCCAUUUCUAAAUCUAACUCUUUCCUAGGAUUGGUUUUACAUGCAAUGCCAACCCUAGAAAAGAAAAAGAAAAUCACAUCAACCUUCAUAUGACCAAAUGAUGAAGUUCUUGAUUCAAAAAUACAUGUGGGAAGAUUGAAAUAUUAUAUAGCAUCCUCCAAUUUGUUGAUCUUGUUUGGUUGCAUUUCCCUUUUCUUCUUCAAUGAAAAGUUGAAAACUCCCAAUAUUUCAUAUAGUUUUCAUUUUUGUGCUAAAAUAUUUUUUAAAAAUUCGAAAACAUGUCGGUGUUGUUUCCUAAAUAGUGAGUUUGUUUUUACUGAAAAUUUAAAAACAUUAAUAUUUUCAUAUCAAUUUCAUCUUUGAAAAAAAAAAUUAAAAAAUUCGAAAACAAAACAUCUUGUUGGUAGAAAGUGGGCUGCUUUAUUUAAAAAAAAAAAAAAAAAAUCAGAAACAAUUCUGGGUGUUUUUUUAUUGCUUUUUUUUGGAAACAAAAAGACAUGAAAAAGUUAAAAACACCCACCAUUUUCAUUUUUAUGCGAAAAUAACUUUUGCAAAUCGCAACACGUCUUGUUGCUAUUUCUUGAGAUGUGAGUUGUUUUAAAACAAUAUUUUCAAGCAUAGUAUUUAGAAACAGUUUGUCAAACAAAUUCUUAGCGCUUUGAAGUUGAAAAUGGCGAAAUGCUUUAGCUUCACGGCAUCUCGAGAUUUUUUCUACCGGUACUUCUUUGCUUACACCGGCCUUCGCUCCGUGACUGCCGACCUCGGCGACAACACCGUGAUCCACUGCUGGGUUCCCAAAAUCCAUAUCCCCACAAAACCCACCCUCCUCCUCAUCCACGGCUUUGGCGCCAACGCCAUGUGGCAAUACAGCGACCUCCUUCGCCACUUCGUCCCCCGCUUCAACGUCUACGUACCGGACCUCCUCUUCUUCGGCCGCUCCUCCACGGGUCGGCCGGAGCGGAACGAGGCAUUUCAGGCACGGUGUUUGAUGAGGUUGAUGGAGGCCCAUGGGGCGGUGUCGGUGACGGAGAAGAAGAAGAUGAGUUUGGUGGGGAUAAGUUAUGGUGGGUUUGUUGGGUAUAGUAUGGCAGUGCAGUUCCCGGAGGCGGUGGAGAGGAUAGUGUUGUGUUGUACCGGGGUUUGUUUGGAGGAGAAAGAUGUGGAGAGUGGGUUGUUUAAAGUGGCGGAUUUGGACGAGGCGGCUAGUAUUUUGAUGCCCCAAACGGUGGACAAGUUGAGGGAGUUAAUGAAACUUUCUUAUGUCAAGCCUCCUAGAGGGUUGCCUUCUUAUAUUUUGUCUGAUUUCAUUCAAGUUAUGUGUACAGAUCAUCUAAAAGAGAAGAGAGAAUUAAUUGAAGAAAUACUCAAAGAUCGAAAGCUUUCUAAUAUUCCCAAGAUCAAUCAGCGAACGUUAAUAAUAUGGGGAGAGCAAGAUCAGAUAUUCCCACUGGAAUUGGGGCACAGAUUAAAAAGCCAUAUUGGGGAGAAUGCUGAGCUAGUGAUAAUCAAGAAUGGAGGGCAUGCUGUCAACUUGGAGAGGCCUAAGGAGUUCACCAAGCACUUGAAGACUUUUCUUCAUGGUUCAUUUUUAUCUUCUCCAACAGAUAAAGAACGUGAAAGUUGAUUUCAAUAUGUACAUUUGUACACUAUAAAUUUCGUCUUCAGUAUUAAAUCAAAAAUAUUAUGUUUGUGCGUACAUUUAAUUCCUUUUAAACGUUAAAAUGGGAUUUGAGAAAUCAUUUUUGCUCUUUCUAAGGUGCUGUCAAAUCU